Molecule: messenger RNA, 2127 nt
Organism: Phytophthora sojae
Lineage: Eukaryota; Oomycota; Peronosporomycetes; Peronosporales; Peronosporaceae
Exons: 4
Coding region: 1-2127 (708 amino acids)
Source: RefSeq, a predicted model, not a curated record
AUGGCAUCGAUCGCUUCCAGCGCAACGGCGGGGCCCAACGGAGGCGACCAACUCGCGGACUCUAGUGAAACCGAGACCGAAGACGACCUGGACCUAAUCUAUUGGCCCUUCUACUCCAUCGGGGCGCCGGACGAUACGUUGGUUCCCAAGGAUCCGAUCUGCCGCUCCAUCAGCAAACUUCUCGGCCAAUUACCGCGCAAUGGCGGCGAAUACGCGUUCGGGGGUAUGGCUACAGUGCUGCCAAGUCUUCCUGGGCUCUAUAUAAAGGGUGACAUUGGCCACAUUUCGCUUCCAUUGCGGGAGGAAAACGCUGUUUUGCUACAGAGACAAGCUCAACAACGUCACGGCAACUUGUGUCUGCUGUACCCGAGCCAAGUAAAGAUGACCAACCCGGAGUGGGCGAAGGGUCUUGAGCAGUUGUGCGGACUGUGUGCCGAGAGACUGGGGUAUAACGAUGUCGGACUUUCGCCGAUGAUGACGAUGAUGCUGUUGUUUGGAAAGGGAGGUCGACUUGAGGACCAACAAGCCCCUGACCCCGUCGGGUGUUGUGUCGCAAAACUUACGGUGCAGCUUCCGUCAUGUUACAGUGGGGGUGAUUUGGUCGUACGCGAAGAAGCUGGAUCGGAUGCGUUACGGUAUACGCUGGGGAAGGAGGACGGUACGGCUGCGUUUACGCCCCAUUAUGCAGUGUAUACUACGGGAGAGUAUCGUGCUGUGGAGGAGGUAACGAGUGGAUACCGAUUGGUGGUAGUGUAUUCGCUCUGCUUGCCGAUGGGCACAUCGUGUUUGAGUAGAAGGGAAUCAAGCCGUUUGCUGCGAAGUCGGGUCGCUGAGGCAAUCAGAAAGUUGAGAGGAAAAGAUGGCCAGCGGGCUGCGAGAGCGGACCCUGAAGCCAUGAUGCUCAUCAAUUCAUACAAAACGAGCAAUAUUGAAACUGUUGGCUGGAAAGCUCUUUCUGGUAUUGAUCGUGGACGCUUCCGGUUGCUACGAGAUGCCAACAACAUGCUUCCUGAAGGAGACCAACUGAGAUUUUACAUUGCUUGUCUCCGUUUUGCGGUUGUUGCCUGGCCUGUUAGUGCUGACGCGAAGAACUCGCUCACGUUGAUAAGUAGCGAUAUCACUACUGGAGCUGGAGCUGAGGAAAACAAUAAUUCUACUGAGCCACCCGACGCAGCAGAAACAACGACGCAUUCCCCAGGCCAGCUUUCAGAGAAGUUAAACAAGUCGUCUGCGCUUUUGUUGCUCUGUCGGCAACUUGCGAAGACCGUAGCCGAGUCGGGCGACCUAUACCUUGUUGAUAAGUUUUUCAGCAAGUACUUUGUUCGACUUCAAGAAAAAGAUGAACUACUCCCGUUGCUGGCCGAAAUCGUGCGGAGAUUUGGCUGGGAUGAUGUCAGUGCAUCGUUCCUUAGCUCCAUCAAUGAUCUGCCGUCGGAGAGUCGGAUGGGGCUCGCUUUACAGUUGGCCGAUAUGCUCGUGGAUAAACCAGCAGCUCACACGAGGCUCACGAUGUUUGCGGUAGAAAGAGCCCGAACAUUGUGUAGCUCACUGCCGGAAACCCUUGCGUAUUCGUGUCAUCGUGACUUACUGUGGAAGCACGCUAUGGUCUGUGAAAACCCACAGGCGCUCAUUGACGUAGCGAGUCUCUUCAAAAUCAUGGAUGGAAAUCUGCUUGGCCCAGUGGUGGAUUAUUUGAUGAAGACGUCGUUGCCGAAGCACCACGCCACGGGUCUUCUACCUGUUGCUUCGAAACGCCGUCGGUGGUUGCUUGAUCAGGUUAACGAUAUCAUGACACCAUUUACAUGGGAGAUCCCCGAUAUCAACUUUCCGGAUGCCACUGCAGUUGCGAAAUACCUGCAAGGACCCAGCACUGCUCUGGUUAUCCGCGGAUUCAGAAGUCUGGUAGAUGCACAAGCUCGGGCUUCGCUUCUGCGCCAAAAAAUCAAGGCUCCGGUGGAAAUUGCAGCUGAGGGCAACGGGCAAAAUGCAAGCGUACGAAUUUCCAAGACAGGUGGGGCGUACGAUCCUCGAGCGAAGGAGAUCCCAACACUGCUGGCGCAGCUUGAGAUAAUCGGGGUUUUGGUCUCAUCGAUCGCAGCAAUGGACACCGCAUAUCACUCAAGCUAA